Messenger RNA from Erigeron canadensis, 711 nucleotides. RefSeq lists its product as uncharacterized. Bases 7 to 711 code for a protein of 234 amino acids. The transcript is spliced from 3 exons. NCBI's taxonomy places the organism in Eukaryota, Viridiplantae, Streptophyta, Magnoliopsida, Asterales, Asteraceae. The record is from RefSeq and is a predicted model, not a curated record.
GCUGGUAUGGACCCGGAAGAGUGGGGAAAACUAUUGCGUUUCUAUACGAGGGAUGACCGGGUCAAGCGGGCCGAGACAAACAAGACAAACCGGUCCAAACAGGCGGUGGGGACUCAGGGUCGGCGAUCUAUUUCUCUUGCCCACGAUCGGGCGUUGGCCAAGCACCAUAACGAAAAUAAGGAGGGGCCACCGCCCACGUGGGAGUCGACUUGGGCGGCAACCCACAGACUACAACCUCCGGAAGUUGCGUCCCGUCUGGAAGCUGCGCAGGUGAGACAUUCACAGGAUCCUGCACCGACACCUCCAACCCAGUUGUUCCCGGAAGCGUUUGGAUCGCGAUCGGGACAUCAGCGUGGACUAGGGAGGAUUCUCAGGGGUUUCGGAUCCCAUGAUUUCCCUGUUGAGUUGCCGCAACCACAUUAUGGACCUCCGGAAGGCCAAUCUGGAUCCUCCUCCGGCCCGUCUGGAUCCUAUUCUGGCCCCUCUGGAUCCCAACCUUCCGGCUACUAUGUUGACUUGAACCAGCCUGGUGAUGAGUAUUUCGACCCCCGCCAGUUAUGGGAUGGGACAUCGGCGCAUUAUAGACCUCCAUCAGGGGAAUUUGGUAGCUUGUCGGAUAUGAGUGGAUUUUUUAGUGGAACAGGCUCUGUAUCCGGACCAGGUGUGGGUGAUGAUAAUGCCGGUGAGGACGACGACGGUUCCGGUGAUUAG